Messenger RNA from Neltuma alba, 925 nucleotides. Its product is annotated as SNF1-related protein kinase regulatory subunit beta-3. The transcript has 5 exons. Gene Ontology annotation, molecular function: protein binding. The record is from RefSeq and is a predicted model, not a curated record. The coding region runs from base 362 to 715 and encodes 117 amino acids. NCBI's taxonomy places the organism in Eukaryota, Viridiplantae, Streptophyta, Magnoliopsida, Fabales, Fabaceae.
UCGUGUUCUGGAAAGUGCCAUUUCGUCGUGCAGCUUUGCUCUUAUUGUUUCGGGGGAGGCCUUCGUUCUCGUUUCUUUCGCAGCUUCCCGGCUUGGUUUCUGCAACUUCCGUGCGCCAUUGCGGAUAAACCUUAGGUUUCAUAAAAUUCCUCCAUUUAUCUUAUUCUUGCGGCUUAUUUGUUCGAACCUGACUCUCAUCAGUCGUAGACUGCAGGGUUUGAUGUCCUCAGUUGAAGCAACGAGUCCCUAAGUGAUGGCAGACUUACUGGCAGAUUGAUUUGAUCUUAACUCAGCUUCUCAGAAUCUUAGCUGCGGUUCCAUUGAUGCGCACACACUGCUAGUGGUCGGUUCCUUUUGCAAGAUGAACAAUUCAUCAACUGAAGACCAUGGUGAAGUAACUGUGGCGGGAUUUGAAGUUCCAAAAUCACCUGAUUCGAGCUAUAACAACGCGUACCCUGGUAGUGAUGAUGAAACACGAGAUCCACCUAUGUUCCCUCCCCAUUUGCAUCACACUCUACUCAGCUAUCCUGCUAGUAGAGACACUUCGGGAACACUACCGUUACCAGAAAAUGUGAUCUUGAAUCAUCUUUAUAUUGAGAACAGUGAGGCCCCAAGAUCCGUGUUGGCACUGGGAUUUACUCAUCGCUUCCGUUCUAAAUUUGUUACAGUUGUGCUUUACAAACCGGUCCCCAGAAGGGGAAGUACAAGCGUUUAAUAUGCACAUAGUGAUUACUGCCCUUCAGCCGUGUUCGUUUGUAAUGCGGCUGCAUUGAAAUUAGAUAUUAUAGACUAAAUAUCCGGGUUAGCGGGAAAAUAUAAUUGUUGUCCAUAGCAGUUGAAGUUCUUCAGAUCAUGUCAGGGUACUCCGUAAUUUAAAUGUUUAUCCUGUUUCAAUGUUUUGUGGCAAUGUUUUGAGCUUUUGCCA